Molecule: messenger RNA, 1563 nt
Organism: Peronospora matthiolae
Lineage: Eukaryota; Oomycota; Peronosporomycetes; Peronosporales; Peronosporaceae
Source: the annotation of a GenBank genome assembly
AUGACCAGCGAGCGCUCAAGUCACAGCUUUCAGACGCACCGCCUCGUCCCAAGUGCACCGCCGCAAGUGCGAGUCUGCAACGGCCACAAGAGCAGCUCGGACAGUCGCGGAGCUGCCACCAGCGCCUUCUCCGUAGUAAACACUGGCCCGGUGGUCAUCGACUAUGGCAGCACCGUGCACCACCACGUCAAAGACACGUCCGGAGAGACCGCGCCGUCCUGGCUGUCGUCAACUGCUGUCUCUCCAUUGUCUGCGACCUCGUCCACGGCGUCGCAGCUGAAACUCUCGAACUGGCAGACGUUCUACCACUUGCUGUCGUUCAUCACGGGCACUGGAAUGCUGUGUCUGCCACUAGCACUUGUCGAGAUCAAUUGGUACGGCGUGCUGCUGCUCAUUGCUGCAGCAAUUGUGAGCUCCUACACUUCCAAGCUGCUGGUCGACGCUCUGGAUGCAGUUCGCUGGCUGAGAGGCACGAGCGUCUCGUUCAGUGACCUUGGACAGGAAUGUUUCGGUGCACCUGGGAAGCUAAUCACGAGUGUGCUCGUGCACGUUUCGCUGCUUAUUUCGUCCACUGGAUACCUCACACUCGCCUCGUGGUGUCUCGUGGAUGUAUUGGGCCUUCAGUAUGGCACAGUCAUGGUACUCGUUGCAGUGUGCGUGUGGUUCCAAGUCCUUGUGCCGUCGCUUCGGAUGCUGGCGGUGCUGUCAAUCGUGAAUGUUGCCUUUAGCUUCUGGAUUGAAUCGGUCAUCCUGGGUGACGCAAUGUACCCGCUCAAGCAGAUUGCACUGGAACACUCGGACUUCGUCUUUGUGACGCCUGAUCUCUCGAACGUGACAAUGAUGGGGAAGCUCUCGUACACGUUCUCGCUGCUUCUCGGUGGGCUCUUUGGCCACUCGAUUAUACCGACAUUGUACGACGCUAUGGCAGAUCCAGGUCAGUGCAGCACAGUGGUUGUGCGCACGAAGUUGGGGACCACAGCGCUAUUGUAUCUGCCCGUUUGCUGUCUCACUUACGCCGUGUACGGUGCAACGCUUCAAGCGCCCGUCUUUUUUAACAUGCGCAACACCGUCGUGCGGGACCUGGCGAUCGUGCUCUACACCAUUCACCUCUUGUUGUCGUACACGAUCACGUUGUUCCCUCUUCAGCGUGCGUGCGAGCAGUGGAUUGUGCAGACGUCUCGUCGAAGCAACGACCGAGACAGUCCAUUGGAAACUACUGCAGCACAUGGCAAUCUAUUGUUUACGAGUUCAAGUCCCGAACUGUGCAGAAGAGAGCAAGACGGACCCUGUGGCGGCGUAAGGACUACUGCGCGAGUGCUUUGUCGAAGUGUCGUCGUGCUCUUGACGCUCGUUUUGGGCUACUUUAGUGCACCCAGCACGCUCGUGAUUUUUGCGUGGAUGCUCAUUCCUACGGCACUUUUGGCUCUCGUGCUCCCGUGUGUUUUCUACUGUCAAUUGUGCAGUGAAGACGCCACGAAGACGGAUCGAGUUGCCUCGGUGGUCAUUAGCGUGCUUGCUAUCGUGACCGCCUGCUGGAGUCUCGCUGUUAUUAUCGAGUGUUAA